Messenger RNA from Arachis stenosperma, 1425 nucleotides. RefSeq names its product protein XAP5 CIRCADIAN TIMEKEEPER. The record is from RefSeq and is a predicted model, not a curated record. The transcript has 12 exons. Lineage: Eukaryota; Viridiplantae; Streptophyta; Magnoliopsida; Fabales; Fabaceae. Bases 229 to 1236 code for a protein of 335 amino acids. Gene Ontology annotation, cellular component: nucleus. Gene Ontology annotation, biological process: chromatin organization.
ACAUUAAAUAAAAAAAUUAAAUUAAUUAUUACUUUAUUAGUGUCAGCUUCUCGUCCAAAGUGCGAACCUUGCCGCCCCUCCACCUUCAGCGGCUGAACCACCGUCUUCAAUUGCCGCUGGCAAUAUCCUUAAUUUUCCGUCCAUCUGAGCUGAGAGAGGAAUAGGAGAAAAUUCAAGUUAGGGUUAGGGUUGUUGUUUGGAGAUUGCGGUUGCUUGGAAGGGAAGAAGAUGUCGGGCAUGGGAGACGGUUACGUCGGCACCGCCCAAGACGCGGUGAGGAUCCGACGGCUUGAGAAGCAGAGAGAGGCUGAGCGCCGUAAAAUUCAAGAGCUCAAAACCAAGUCUGCCUCCGCCAAGGGCCAGCCUGGUCUCCUUCAAUUCGGCUCUAGCACUUCUGAGAUUCUAGAGACUGCUUUUAAGAAGGAAACUGUUGGUCUUGUCACCAGAGAGCAGUAUGUAGAGAAGAGGGUUAAUAUUCAGAGCAAGAUUGAGGAAGAAGAGAAGGAGAAACUUCAGAAGCAACAGCAAGAGGAGGAGGAGCUUCAGUUGGAGAAGCGCAAGAAGAGGAAGAUAAAGGGAAAUUCUCGAUUGUCGUUUGCAGAGGAUAUUGAUAAUGAUGCUGAAGAGGAGGAACCAGAAGAUACAGAGAAUCUGGAGAGACUAAGACGUGGUAAACUUGGAAAAGACCCUACUGUUGAAACCAGCUUUCUACCUGACAGUGAGCGAGAGGCUGAGGAACAAGCUGAGCGUGAAAGGCUGCGCAAACAGUGGCUCCGUGAGCAGGAGCAAAUUCGAAAUGAGCCUCUUGAAAUUACAUACAGUUAUUGGGAUGGAACUGGUCACAGGCGUGUAAUCCAGGUACGCAAGGGUGAUAGCAUUGGAGAGUUUCUUCGAGCAGUCCAACAGCAACUGGCUCCUGAAUUCCGAGAGAUUCGAACAACCUCAGUUGAAAAUUUGCUAUAUGUGAAAGAAGACCUUAUCAUUCCUCAUCAACACAGCUUCUAUGAGCUAAUCGUGAACAAAGCCAGAGGCAAGAGCGGACCACUUUUCCAUUUUGAUGUGCAUGAGGAUGUCCGAACAAUUGCUGAUGCCACUAUAGAGAAGGAUGAGUCCCAUGCUGGGAAGGUUGUAGAAAGACACUGGUAUGAAAAGAACAAACAUAUAUUUCCUGCUUCAAGAUGGGAGAUAUAUGAUCCAACAAAGAAAUGGGAACGUUAUACCAUCCAUGGAGAUUGAUUUGUCACUGCCACAUAACUUACCUCUGCAUUUUCUGCUUCAGACAACAUUAGUUAAUUAUACUUUGCAAUUUCAGCAUUGGAAAUGACUGAUUUUUGUACAUUGUAAUUUAACCUACUCGGAAAAUUGGACAUGUUUUGUUAUAGUGGACCAUCGUUGGUUUGCCUUAUGAAAUUUUCACUCCUGCAA